AUGACCGAUGUAUCGCCUCCCAGACCUACGGCGACUCCUAUCCCUAUAACGGCCCAAGACUGGUUGCAUACACCUUUCUCGGGUGCAGCCUAUACGCCCCAUGCUCGAUAUCAAAUUCGGGCUUGUAUUCAAUCCAAAUUCAACCGCUGUCGAACGGACGGAUGGUAUGGCUGGCCGAUUGGCAAACGAGUUGGAGUCAUCAUUGGCAUACUCAUUGCAGUCAUCAUUGUUCUAUCAUUAUUGAGAUGUUGCUAUGGGCCCCAGUACUCUCAAGCACGAGAGAGGAAGAGACCAAUGCUCCUAAGCGAGUUGCGUAGCCAGCAAGCUGCGGAAGAAGGGGCCGCGGCUGAACGCCGUCAUGUGGAAGCGCUGUAUGGCGAAGUUAGAAGUGCUUCAGGGAGAGACAGACACGACAGUAGAAGUGGAGAUCGUGGAGGCCCAGUAGGAGCAAGACCAGACCAGGGAGAGCGGAGCCGUGGAGGUCAAGACAAUGAAGAAGCACACUUGGAUGAUGUGCUUCCAGCAUAUCACGAAGCCGUGAGAGAGGAUAGACGUACACGUACAGAAAUUGCACCGCACACGAAUGGCAGUUCGUUCUCAGGAUGGCCACCAAUGUACGCAGAUGUAGUGCAGCCUGCACCUGUUGCAAACCCUCCUUCGCGAGUUCCGUACCCGACCUUGCCACAGUCUCCGAGAAGAUAG
Alternaria rosae is the source of this 702-nucleotide messenger RNA. RefSeq lists its product as uncharacterized. The record is from RefSeq and is a predicted model, not a curated record. Lineage: Eukaryota; Fungi; Ascomycota; Dothideomycetes; Pleosporales; Pleosporaceae. Bases 1 to 702 code for a protein of 233 amino acids. The transcript has a single exon.